Molecule: messenger RNA, 165 nt
Organism: Bipolaris zeicola 26-R-13
Lineage: Eukaryota; Fungi; Ascomycota; Dothideomycetes; Pleosporales; Pleosporaceae
Exons: 1
Source: RefSeq, a predicted model, not a curated record
CUUCCCAAUGCUAUCAAGGAAGCCGUUUCUUUAGUUCCCAAGCUUGGGGAGAGAUACCUAUGUGUUGACUGUUUAUGUAUUGUCCAGGACGACGACAGCAUACGCGGACAUGUGAACCAUAUGAGCGAUAUAUAUUCUGGUGCAUAUUUGACGAUCAUAUCUGCA